AUGUCUCCAUCCCAUCUACCUCUUUCAGCGCUGGAUAUUGAUGCCUAUGCGACUGCGUCGGCCGCUGUCAUUUUCACUCUGCGUCUUUAUGCGAUAUUCAUGCGGGAUAGGAAGGUGUUGUACGCCUCCGCCGUUUUGACAGUCCCGCGCGUGGCCAUCAAUAUCUUUCAAAUCGUCACGGAUUCCUUCCAUGCCACAAAAGGAACCAUUGAGCACCGCUUUGGUCAAUGUGCGACUCCGAGCGCAAAACAUCUCGACGGCCACGUUAUCUCCAUGGGCUGCGCUAGCGAUGCUGCCUUCUCGGACGCUCAAUACGCCGAGAACAAGUUCCUGGGACAUAUCGGUGCUCCUCUGGGUGGCAUGGACGGUGACAUGUCCCCCCACGCCCACGAGGCAUGGCCAGAACUGUGCGAGGAUGGGCACGACACAGAAGAGGGCCACACUGGAAGUGUCCCGACGUGGCCUGGUGACAUGGGGUCCUAUGGCGAAGCGCCUGAGACGGAUUCAGGAAUAGCUGUCUCGGAGUUCCAUAUCCCAUCUCGGGUCUCUUCAGCUUCACUGACCGGCAGGACCGUGUCGCGAUUCCAUGAAAGCAUAGCUUGA
This is a messenger RNA of Stereum hirsutum FP-91666 SS1, 603 nucleotides long. RefSeq lists its product as uncharacterized. Bases 1 to 603 code for a protein of 200 amino acids. Lineage: Eukaryota; Fungi; Basidiomycota; Agaricomycetes; Russulales; Stereaceae. The record is from RefSeq and is a predicted model, not a curated record. The transcript is spliced from 6 exons.